Molecule: messenger RNA, 1473 nt
Organism: Oppiella nova
Lineage: Eukaryota; Metazoa; Arthropoda; Arachnida; Sarcoptiformes; Oppiidae
Source: the annotation of a GenBank genome assembly
AUGGGAAUUCAGUCGCAAAAUAGACGGCUUCCCUCCGCCAAGCUAUACAUGGCGUGUUUGGCAGUACAGAUGGGGUCCAUACUAUUUGGCUGUUCAUUAGGCUGGACUGGACCGGCGCUGGCAGAUAUGGCCCGCAGUGAUAGUAAGCCCCGUCUAACGAAUAGUGCCCAUGAUACUGAUAUUAAAACAUGGAUUGGCUCCAGUGUGACAUUGGGUGCACUAUUUGGGGGCAUAAUUGGAGGUUUUUGUAUCGAGUAUUUUGGCCGCCGGCGGACUUUUGGACGCGAAGUAUGGCUACUAAUUGUUGGUCGUGUAGUCACCGGCUUAUGCACUGUGUCUGUUCCCACAUUCGUAACCGAGAUUUCGACACCAAAUAUCAGGGGUUUGUUGGGAAUGGCAUUUAAAGUUUUCGGAGUGUUCGGCAUACUUUACAUGGAUAUCUUGAGCAUAUGGUUGCCGUGGAAUUGGGUAGCCUUUGGCGGUAUAAUACCCUCAGUGCUCCUGUCGUUGUCCAUGUUUUUCAUCCCGGAGUCGCCCAAUUGGCUUAUGUUGAAGUUUGGCCGUUGUUUACGGGUAGUCGAGGCCCUCCAUCAGCUCCGGCACCCCAACAGUGACAUCGACCAGGAAUUGGACGAAUUGGAGGAACAGGUGCUCAGCAUUCAGUCCCAAAAGGCCUCGGGUUUUAGCAUUAGGCUACUGGCCCGUCAGGACGUGUAUAAGCCGUUACUCAUAGGCAUACUUUUGUGCUUUUUCCAGCAAUUUUCCGGUAUUAAUGCCAUACAGUUUUACAUGACCCAGAUAUUCAUAGACUCAGGGUCAUCCAUGGAGCCUAAGUACGCGGUCAUUGUAGUUAACUGUAGUAUGUUUGUGGCCACCCUUAUAGGCUGUGCACUGAUAGACCGUUUGGGCCGUAAGAUACUACUAAUAGUGAGCGGAACGGGACAUACGAUAAGUUUAGCUGUUUUGGGCUAUUAUUACUACAAGAACCCGGGCUCGGAUACCGGUGCCACAGUCAACCCACUCACCACCACCAGCACACUGUCAUCACUACUAGACCCGUACAUCACGGCUACGGAGGUGUCGGCGCACCCGGAGUCCAGCGUACUGCCCAUCGUAUGCUUGGGGGUGUUUGUGAGCGCCUACUCCAUCGGCUUCAGUUCUGUCAUAUGGAUCGUCAUUACGGAGAUCUGUAACACGGCUUAUGUAGGCUUUAUACAAUCCACGUGCUCUGUAUUCGUGUGGAUAUUCGUGUUUGUGGUGACCAAGGAGUUCGAGGACUUGGCCCGAGUGGCCCACAAGUACGGGGCCUACUGGAUGUUUACGGGCAUUUGCGUGCUGUCCACCUUGUUCAUUUUUUAUUUGCCCGAAACUAAGGGUCAGUCCAUCGACGAGAUACAGAAGCGCUUCUACCCGAAGGUCUAUAAGAGUAGGCCCUCCGCCCCACCUGACGAGUCCCAUAUGCGGGCCAUUUAA